AUGUCUACAGUACAUGCGCUACAGUACCAGCCUCCUAUUUCUUCUUCUCCCUCGCGAGAGAAACCAGAUUUUUCUGGUUUUCUCUCUCUCCACCGCGCAUAUUCAAUUUCAAUUGGAGAUUUCGUCGCCGUCCGGUGUCCGAUUUCAGUGAAAUUGGUUACAAAAGUUUCGUAUCGAUGCCCUUUACCUAACCCAGCCCAUUUCCCAGCUCAAAAACCCAAGGAUUCGCAGCUGGAACGACUGGAAGUGUCGGCGAUUUUCGAAGUUUCCGACGUCGUUUCCGGCGACUCCGGUCACCGUUUUUGUCGAGUGAGUGGUGCUGAUUUUCUGAGUCUUGCCUUCAUCCAACUUUCAAGCUUUCUUUCUCAACUAGAGACCCUCAUGUUGAAUAUCAAUGGAGAUUAUAGCUGCGCGUUCCCUGUUCCUACAUUACCAAAUCUGAAGCGUUUGGAGCUAAUAGUCCCAGCCGAUGAUCAAUGGGCUCUGAAUAAUUUAACUUCUUUUUUGAAAGCAUCUCCUUCCUUGCAGAGACUUGUACUUACGAUAGCUAGAUAUUCCUUGAAGGGUUAUGAAUUUGCUGAUGAACGUUUGUUGUACGUUUGAUAUGCCUCAGAUUAAUAAAUUGUUUUAUUUGUUGUGCAAGUUGGAAUUCUCACCACCACCAUAAGAGCCAACAGAGAAGUCGCAGUUCUUAACACGCGAGUUAUGGGAGAAGUUGAAAAUCUUACUAUUUGAGCCACUGAAGAUGUUAAAAGCUCCUGAAUGCCCGCAUGGUAACCUCAAGAUAGUAGAAAUAGUAGGGUAUCGUGGUCAUAUAAAUGCUGUUGAGCAUGUCAUGUACUUGAUAGAAAAUGUUGCUGCACUCUAGAAACUUGUUAUUGAUCCUGUAACGCGUUGGUGUUAUCAUCCUACCGGUAUCAAUCGGGAUAUUAAAGAUGUCAAGGAGGAAGGAGAGGUGAGAGAUCAUGCUAUGCACCAACUUAAACAGACGGUUCCAUCAACUGUACAAUUUCUAUGCCUCUCUAGUUAGGGCAGCUAGCUCAACAUGGAACCUAUUCUUUUUCAUUUCCCUUUUCUAAUUA
Molecule: messenger RNA, 1082 nt
Organism: Prunus avium (sweet cherry)
Lineage: Eukaryota; Viridiplantae; Streptophyta; Magnoliopsida; Rosales; Rosaceae
Source: RefSeq, a predicted model, not a curated record